UAGUGUUGGUAAAGGUGUCGGUCUAGUGUCGGUGGGUUAGCUCCCGAACACACACAGUUCUUAAGGGGACGUUAGCCGCGUCGCACAGACCUCUCUCUCUCUCUCUCUCUCUGUGCUGUUGUUGGCUGAUCAUUUUUUUUGUUUCAUUCUCUUAUACAAUUAAGAAUUUAAAAAGGCAGGACUUGUAUCAGAAUCCUUGUGGCUCUAUUUCAUUUUCAAUUAGAUCCAGUGUAAUAGUGUCAAUUGAUUGAAAUUGGGAAUCCUUUUUGUUUAUUUAAAAAAAGAAAAAAAAACGCGCCAAUUUUCGAAUUGCGGAAAUCCCUCCAUUUCAAUUCGAGUUUCCUAAUUUAGUGGCACGUUUGCCGGAAGUGAUUAUUGUCCGCUUCGGAAUUCAAAAAAAAAAAAAAAAAAGGGAGUCCCUUGUCUUUGUGAUAUGGUGUUGUGUGGGGGCGGAUCAUGUCUCCGCAGCUCGGGCCGACCACUCUCAUUUCACUUGCCCGGCACUGGCACGUCCUCUUGCUCAUCUCACUCAUCACGCCCAUCGGACCGACCGGCAGGUCGGUGAUGGCUUUGAGCGCUGAUUUGAUUUGCGGUAAGAUACACGGAUUGACGGCCAAACAGCGGCUGCUGUGCGCCGCCAAGCCGGACGCCAUGGUGGCCAUCAGCAACGGAGCCAAGCUGGGACUAGCCGAGUGUCAGGAGCAAUUCAAGUACCACCGAUGGAAUUGCACGGCCAUCGGCAGCCGCAAUGGAUUCGGUCACGUCGUCGUCGUCGGAAGCCGCGAAGCAGCUUAUCUGUAUGCAGUGUGGAGCUCUGGUUUGACUUACGCUAUCGCGCAGGCGUGCAGCCAGGGAGCUAUCAGCUCUUGCGGUUGCGAUCCGACCAAACGAGGCGGUAAAGAGUUGGUCAGGUCUUUGCAUCGGUCACGGGCUCACAACGCCGCCACAGCCAACGGUAAUGGCGGCGGGGGUAACGGCGGCGGCAAUGGCAAUCCAGCCUCGCCAAACGGAUGGAAAUGGGGCGGCUGUUCGGCUGACGUCCGAUCGGGUGCGUCGCUGGCUAAACGAUUCGCCGACUCGAGAGAAACCGAAGGAGACGCAAGGAGCUUGAUGAAUUUGCAUAAUAACAAAGCCGGUAGAAAAAUGGUCAAAUCAAUGUUGAAGAAGGAAUGCAAAUGUCACGGAGUCAGUGGCAGCUGUUCGCUCAAAACGUGCUGGGAAAAAUUGCCGGCAUUCAGAGACAUUGGUGAUGCUCUGAUGAAACGGUACCGUGAAGCCAAGGCCGUUGUCGCCAAAGAGAGUCGCAGCGGUAACAAUAGCAAGCCACGUAAAUCGUUAACGUUACAGCUGCGUAGGAAGCCACGUAACAAGCUCCGUAUCUCGGAGCUGGUCUUUUUGCAGCCUUCACCCAACUACUGUGAGGCAGACCCAACGACGGGGUCAUUGGGUGUCGUGGGCAGGAGGUGUAAUCGAACCUCAGCAGGUGCUGAUGGCUGUAACCUGCUCUGCUGUGGACGGGGAUACAACACCCACCAGUUCAACCACGUCUCUCACCAGUGCAACUGCAAAUUCCAUUGGUGCUGCGAGGUCAAAUGCCAGACCUGCACAAUCAAAAGUGAAGAGUACACCUGCAAAUAAAUAUGUUGAUUCAAAAUUAAUUAGGUUAUACUGAAGGACAGAUUUAAUGAAAUUGAUUUUUAAAAAGGAGCCACUAGCUCGGGACUAACUGCUAAUAACACAAAUUUAGAUUUAGGUUGUUAUUAAUGCCUAUAAAAAUGAGAGGCCCAAUUCCAAGUCGUUUAAUAUGUAUCCAAAAUGUAGCUCAUCGCUGACCUCUUUUAAAGAAAAUCUCCAGUGUUAUUAUUCAAAAGUGCUUCAUCAUUGCAUUCGAUUCGGACAUGCCAUUUCGGAACGUGCCGAUCAAUUUGACGUGCAGUGGGCGGAGUACAAGAGUUGAGAAUCAUUUCCCAUUGUUUUCACUGGUCACCCCGUAUCGCCAUUGCUGCAUUUUGAAAAGAUUGUAUUCUCUCUUUUUUUUUUUUUUCAUGACUAGAAAACAAUAACAAAUAACGUUUGCCAUGGCGGGAGCAGACGAAAUAUAUCUUCCAACGCCAUGUAGCGGCCACAGCUGCAACUGUUUUUAUUCAACAAAUGUUUUCCUCCUGUGGAUUAGCAACGAAGAAGAAAGAUAACGAGUCCAUGACUCCUCAAAAAGUGGAAUGCAAUAGGCAAGACCACGUUGUUUUUAUUAUUACAUAUGGGUUAAUACUGAGUGUAUUUCUUUUUGUUCUUAUAUGAGAAGAGGUGUACAAUUUGUGUUCUCUUUUUUUGUUUGUCAGAUGGCGAGGAAUUGAAGUGAUGAUGUCACCAAUAUCAUUUGUAAUGUAAUAAGUUUUGUUUUUAUCUUUUUUUGUUGUGUUGUGUUUCUUUCGACUCAUCUGUAAUGUUGGAGACAAUGGAAAAAAAUAACUGAAUCAAAAAUCAA
Daphnia magna is the source of this 2485-nucleotide messenger RNA. RefSeq names its product protein Wnt-7b (gene Wnt2). NCBI's taxonomy places the organism in Eukaryota, Metazoa, Arthropoda, Branchiopoda, Diplostraca, Daphniidae. Gene Ontology annotation, molecular function: cytokine activity; frizzled binding. Gene Ontology annotation, biological process: canonical Wnt signaling pathway; cell fate commitment; neuron differentiation. The record is from RefSeq and is a predicted model, not a curated record. Gene Ontology annotation, cellular component: extracellular region. The transcript has 6 exons. Bases 457 to 1638 code for a protein of 393 amino acids.